Molecule: messenger RNA, 2102 nt
Organism: Aegilops tauschii subsp. strangulata
Lineage: Eukaryota; Viridiplantae; Streptophyta; Magnoliopsida; Poales; Poaceae
Product: magnesium/proton exchanger 1
Biological process (GO): metal ion transport; transmembrane transport
Cellular component (GO): membrane
Source: RefSeq, a predicted model, not a curated record
AGCAGGACCUCCUUUUUUGCUUUGCUCACAGCCAACCAAAAGAUCAAAAAGAAAACCAAAAGAAAAGAUUUGGGGAACAAAUCCCCAGAUUCGGAAACAGAGGAAGACGAAUCAAUCAGAGGAGUGGCAUGCACACACGUCACCGCCUCGGGGAGCCCACAUCGCCGCUGCUUCUCCAGCUACAUCUUCUUCCUCAACCCCGUUAGUUUCGUCCUGCCCAGAUCCUGGUGGAGCGGCUAGGCUGCAGCAAUCCGUGGGCAAACAUGAGUGGGUUGAAAAAGAAGUUAUUUUCUCUUUAGCAACAGGAACCAGAACUAAAUCAUAUAGUUGUCUUAUGGCACGCUUCUGAUGUCCAACACUACAAUGGGAAGUACCACUCGAUCAUGCGAUGCGUACCUGCUGUUCAAUGGCGAAACACUGCUUCCAAAUGGUGUCCGUGCUUUCCUUUGUACUGUUGCCCUAGCGUACUGUUUUAUUGGUUUAUCCGCGAUCACUGCCCGGUUCUUCAAGUCGAUGGAGAGCAUCACAAACCACUCUCGGGAGGUAGUUACAGUUGAUACAGAAACAAAUACGCCUAUCGUGAAGCAUGAGAAGGUUUGGAACUACACUAUAGCGGACAUUGCUCUGCUUGCUUUUGGUACCAGCUUUCCCCAGAUCUCCCUCGCAACAAUCGAUGCAAUCCGUAAUCUCGGUCAACUGACAGCAGGAGGUUUAGGUCCAGGUACACUUGUGGGUUCUGCUGCGUUCGAUCUGUUCCCGAUCCAUGCUGUCUGUGUGGUUAUGCCAAGGGCAGGCUCUAUGAAAAAGAUUUCCGAUUUAGGUGUUUGGUUAGUUGAGCUGUUUUGGUCAUUCUGGGCAUACAUCUGGCUGUAUAUUAUUUUAGAGGUGUGGACACCUAAUGUGAUCACCCUCUGGGAGGCCCUGCUAACAGUUUUGCAGUAUGGAUUACUUUUGGUUCAUGCGUAUGCGCAGGAUAAGCGGUGGCCAUAUGUGUCAAUCCCUUUGGUCAGAGGUGAGAGACCUGAAGAUUGGGUUCCAGCAGAAGAUACUUCACUUCACCAUGACAAAAAUUGUGAUGAAAAUAGUGACAUACUACCCAGCGAGAAUGAUGAUGUUGUGGAUAUAUUCUCCAUUCAUUCUUACAGCAAUGCAGGGUAUCAUCAUGUUCCGGAAAAGGAUAUAGAAGAAUCGUCCAAAACAACUCUUGUAGUAAAGAACACACAAGAGGAUAUUUACUGGCUUUCUGUUUGGCGGCAACAAUUUGUGGAUGCUGUAAUGCUGGAGAGUCCUGAGCUAAAGAAAAUGGAUCCUGUCUGCCUGAGAUUUAUCAUAAUAUGUUGGAACUCAAUCAUCGCACCUUGGAAAUUGUUGUUUGCUUUUGUGCCCCCGUAUCAAAUCGCACAUGGAUGGAUUGCUUUUAUUUUCUCUCUGAUCUUCAUAAGUGGUAUUGCCUAUGGGGUCACCAAUAUUACAGACCAGAUAAGCUGUGUCACAGGACUAAACCCAUAUGUUAUAGCAUUCACAGCGCUGGCUGCUGGAACCUCAUGGCCGGAUCUAGUCGCUAGCAAGAUUGCUGCCGAGCGUCAAGUUACUGCAGACUCUGCAAUUGCCAACAUCACUUGCAGCAAUUCAGUGAACAUAUACGUUGGCAUUGGUGUUCCGUGGUUGAUCAACACAGUGUACAAUUUCUUUGCCUACCAGGAACCAUUGUACAUAGACAAUGCUGCUGGUCUCAGCUUCUCACUUCUGGUCUUCUUCGCAACAUCUUUUGGUUGUAUCACAGUUUUGGUUCUCCGCCGCAUAGUAUUUGGUGCUGAGCUUGGGGGGCCUAGGCUGUGGGCUUGGGCAACAUCGGCUUAUUUCAUGGUCCUUUGGGUUGUUUUUGUUCUACUUUCUUCUUUAAGAGUUUCUGGGGUAAUAUAGACUUUUAUAGGAGCAAAAUAUGGUUCUGCCUGGUAAAAAAAUGGUUGGGUAUUUAUUCAAGACACAUAGCCAACCAAAGUUAGUCGUUUGAUUAGGUAUUGUAGAUACAUACUCUAUUAUUCAUUCAAGCCGAACAUGUCAUAUACUCUAUUCGUAUGAUGGAUGCAUGUUUUUCAAAA